Molecule: messenger RNA, 666 nt
Organism: Mangifera indica (mango)
Lineage: Eukaryota; Viridiplantae; Streptophyta; Magnoliopsida; Sapindales; Anacardiaceae
Product: protein NIM1-INTERACTING 2-like
Exons: 1
Coding region: 230-583 (117 amino acids)
Biological process (GO): regulation of systemic acquired resistance
Source: RefSeq, a predicted model, not a curated record
CUGACACCUCGCCACAAAGAUCCUUCUAUUUUAGCUACAUGUGCACGUUAUGGAAAUUACGUUGUGCGUUGUCAUUCACGGGCUCCUGAUAACUGAACAAAUCUCGAAUCGACAAAACGAAUCAUCAAUACCACGAAUAUCAACUGCUGCCUCUGUCUCUCUCUCUCUUCACAGAUAGAAUACACGAGACUUACAAAAGUACCACAAGGAUUGUACACAGCUGUCGAAGAUGUCGGAUGGUGGAAGAGCGGUGUCAGAGAAGAGGAAACCUGACCAAAACGAUGACGUUGAAACGGGGUCACAGAAAAAGGCGCGGGAAGUUAACGGAGAAGGGGCAGCUGUGACGGAGGAGGAGGUCGACGAGUUCUUUGCAAUCGUCAGAAGAAUACAUGUGGCGGUUGAUUACUUCAAGAAGAGUAAGGGCGUCGGUGAAGGACGUAACUUAACCAACAGAGGUGCGUUUGAGUGGGAACUCACUAACGCUGAAAAUAACGGCGUUACAGAGGUGAUGACAACAGUGACGAACGACGCACAGAAAGUUUUGGGCUUGGAUUUAAAUGCUGAUCCUGCUACAGAUCCAUAGAUGCUUUAAAUGGGCUUUGUUUCUUUUUUAAGUGCUGUAUCGGAUGAAUUUUCAGUUUUUUAUGGAUUUGAUUUUUGUGAGAA